Messenger RNA from Exophiala spinifera, 1983 nucleotides. RefSeq lists its product as uncharacterized. The coding region runs from base 1 to 1983 and encodes 660 amino acids. NCBI's taxonomy places the organism in Eukaryota, Fungi, Ascomycota, Eurotiomycetes, Chaetothyriales, Herpotrichiellaceae. The record is from RefSeq and is a predicted model, not a curated record. The transcript has a single exon.
AUGCCAGAUACUGAACGGCGUCGCCCUCGAGUAGCCACAUGUGAGGAUUGGGACGAAGAAGCUCAGGCGAUCCUCCCCGGCUCUCGAACCUCUGCCAAUGUUGCCAUCAAGAGAUCCCAGCAAGAGUUGACCGCUCAGCUGCAGGAGCAGAAACCGUCUCACGAUGGAUUUGAUUCCGGAUACGUUAGUCGAGCCGGCACCUUAGUCAGUGAUUCUUCCACUCGUUCACGGCGAAAGAUGCCAGAACUGAAGCUCGACACAGCUGCCGUCCCAGAAAGGACGCGACAGCCUUAUCACAUACCUCUCUCCGCCCCUGCGAAACCAGGACUGCGCCGCCAGUCUGUCUCUCAGAGCAAGGAGCCACCGGCCGAUCACCAUCGCCCGGUCAGAGCUAAGCCUUUCGUGCAUCAGCCUGGUGCCUGUUGGGUGUGUGAUCAAUAUGGCAAGCAUAUCGAUAUCAAGCAAGAGAUGUCUCGGGCGUCAACCGUGGCUCCUCCACAACCUUCUUCGAAGACAUCCAGGCAGGUCGCACCCCGAAGCGCAAAGGAUGAUGACGCUCUUCCGGAUAGAACGAGGCGUGUCUCUACAUCCAGACAACCACGGCCCCUGAGCAUGAUGCCCCAAGCCUUUCCUCAACAGUAUAUGAGCUAUGGCCCACCCGUCGUCGCUACAUCUGGCUGGGGUACACCAGUCACACCAUCGGUCCCGUAUAAUUCCGUCCCCUAUUCAUACCCUCCGCCAUCGCCUAUGCCCGGCACGUCGUUUGCCUCGUUCCCGCAAAUGCUGCCGUUUAUGGACUCUGCACCUCCUUCAGAACCACAAUCAGCCAGGCCAAGCCGGCGGUCGAGUCCAGUUCGACGGCCAUCUACAUAUGGAGAUCCAGUAGUCAGGCAUACCUAUGCCGAAGCCGGCACAAAUGGUCUGGAGAAGGUCCCCUCAAGGGAGAGCCGACCUGUGCUGUCUUCUCGGAGAUCGGGCCGAGUUAUGGAUGACGAUCGAAUUAGCAUGCCACCGCCACCACCUCCACAGCCAAAGACCCAACCUGCUGAGAUCGUCCUUGUCCGCAGACCCAGCGCCAGGAGGUCCAAGACAUACCACCCUACAGAAGCCCCUCUACGAGAGCGCUACUACGAAUCCGACGAUGAAUACGACGCUCCAGACUCCCGAGCACCUCUUUCACCCAUGAGGUCACGACGAGAGUCUCACUCACCGUCUCGGCCUCCCACUUCUUAUCGGGGUCCUUCGAGUGUCGAGACGCGGGAUCGGCCUGCUCUGCCCAGGAAGUCCGUGUCGUACUCUACAGGGACCACCACCACAAAGAUUGCUUCUAGCAAGGUUGCCACCGCUCCUCGUCGUACUACCAUGCCAUCAUCGGUCAUUCCUCUUGAGCAGAAAGAACUCGAGGCGGAGCAUUAUCAGCAUAGGAGAAGUAAGACUUCAAGCGAACUGACUGCGGAGGCACUAAGAGAUCUGAACAAACGAAACUCUGGCUCCAAAUCCGAGACUGGCAGCAGCUAUAGCCAUAAGAGCCAUCAGUCUUCGUCAAAAGACUCCUCUGGUCGUGGCAGGAGCCACACAAGCGGCACGAGAACCAGCAUCACCCUCCCCGGUGGCCUUAACAUAGGCAUUCCAAAUGACUACAUGGAUAAGGAUGGUCGGCCGCUCAGUAUCAGCGUAGGCGGCCUUGUGCUGUCGGUGGGCACCGAGGGAAAGGAGGUGGCCAGGGUGAAGGAGCAAAAACGGAUCGAAAGGGCGCCGAGUGUAGCUAGUCGCGCAUCUCGAAAGAGCAUGUCCAGCAACAUGUCGAGUCGGGAUCCCGUCCAAUCCUCGAGGCGGCUUUCCCAUGUCGAAGACGGCGUGACGAACUUGAGAUCGAGCGGACAGGUCAGUCGGGCCCCAAGUGUCAAUGGCCGCAACCAAGAGUAUAGGCGUCAGAGUGUUGACUACGGCAAACCUGUCGAAACUGCUUUUUAUGGAGCAUGA